This is a messenger RNA of Daldinia childiae, 780 nucleotides long. RefSeq lists its product as uncharacterized. The transcript has 4 exons. NCBI's taxonomy places the organism in Eukaryota, Fungi, Ascomycota, Sordariomycetes, Xylariales, Hypoxylaceae. The coding region runs from base 1 to 780 and encodes 259 amino acids. The record is from RefSeq and is a predicted model, not a curated record.
AUGUCAAACCUUGACUUUUCUAAUUUAUCACCUGCCGACCUUGAGAUUGCCCUGGAUAGUCCCGCCCUGAAGCCGCCAGACGGUGUUCAUCCGAACUUCGAACACCCAUUGAACAAGAACACCAUAUCUCUAGUUUCGAUCUUUCUCUGCUUAGUAGUAGGAUCAACCUUUCUAGGGAUUAGAAUAUACAUGAGAUUUUUUAAGAUGAGACAGCAGCAUAUUGGAGACUAUUUAAUGAUUUUAGCAUACCCAUUUUGGGUCAUUACAGCCGUGGGGUCCCUGCGCCGGAUCUUUGGAGCUACGGGAAUCUUUAUACACGAGUGGGAUUUUCGCGGAAGGGAUAUAGCUGAAUAUCUCAAGGUCAUAUUUAUGGGUAUGUGCUUCUGGGCUGCCAGCACCGCGCUGAUGAAGUCGGCUAUCCUUCUUGAAUGGAUUCACAUAUUCUCCGCCGCAAAUACAAGGACCACUUUCCAUCGGUGCUGCAAAGUCUUGCUUAUAUUUACCCCUUUAUUUUACGCCUCCCUUAUAAUUGCGCUAAAUUUAUCUUGUACUCCUUAUAAAAGGAUCUGGGAUAAAACUGUGGCGGGAACCUGCAUCGACCUGAAAGCCAUCAACAUUGCUGCCACUGCCACUAACGUCGUACUCAACAUCGCCAUUUUGAUAUUACCGCAGGGAAUUAUCUGGAAACUGAAAAUGUCGGAUGCUAAAAAGUUCGGACUUUCUACAGUUUUCGCCGUCGGUAUCUUGUGGGUUCGGUGCACUCGAGCUUCACGGAGUUAG